AUGUCUGGAAAGUUGCGAAUUAUGCUUGCUUUGGACGUGCUGAGGCUGCCUGAAGAAAAAAUCAUUGAAGUAGCCAAAUUCACGAAAAAAAUCCAACUCAAUGCGAUCGUCGAUGGAGAGAUCGACUUUUGGGAAUUUACCUCCGAGACCAUCAGGAGAGUUUUCAUGAUGGUCCAGAUGAUUGUGAAAAAUAAUCAGCAGUCCAUUAUGAGUUUGGAAGAGUUGAAAAGGAGAGUCCAGCAAGAUGAGACGUUGCUGAAUGCUGUUGACAAAUAUUUGCCAAAAGAGGAAAGUAAAAGUGAUACUAGCAGCCGCGAUAGCAGCAGCAGCAUCAGUGAUAGCAGCAGUGACAGCAGCAGCAGCAGUGAUAGCAGGAGUGACAGCAGCAGCAGUGAUAGUAGCAGCGACAGCAGCAGCAGUGAUAGCAGGAGUGACAGCAGCAGCAGUGAUAGUAGCAGCGACAGUAGCAGUGAUGAAGAAGAAAUUGAAAAGACUUCGCACGCUAACAACUUCGAAGAGAAUUUUCAAAAAUUGUUAGAAUGCAGCUAUUAUUGCAAGAUCUUUACUGAUGAUGAGAAAAAAUCAGUAAAGAUGACAAUCAAGAGGGAUAUUAAAGUAAAUCUUGAUCUAAGUGAGAGUGAAAGUGAAGAUGGAGAUGAACCUGAGAAGGCGACCUACUCGGAUCCAAGGUGUAUUAAGGUAUCUGUGGCCUUAGAACGCCUUGAUUCUAUUCCGACAUCAUUGAUUAAAAAACCAGUGAUGUUUGGUCAAACCAUCAGCCAGCCUACCAGCCGAGCUAGCAGUCAAGCUAGCAGCGAAGCUGGCAAUCAAGCCAAGCGAAAAAAAUCACUGGGAGCUCAGGAAAGGAUUUUGAAACGAUUUAGGCAAUUCAAGAGAAGAAAGUGA
Molecule: messenger RNA, 906 nt
Organism: Cotesia glomerata
Lineage: Eukaryota; Metazoa; Arthropoda; Insecta; Hymenoptera; Braconidae
Product: lisH domain-containing protein C1711.05-like
Exons: 1
Coding region: 1-906 (301 amino acids)
Source: RefSeq, a predicted model, not a curated record